This is a messenger RNA of Emiliania huxleyi CCMP1516, 1224 nucleotides long. RefSeq lists its product as hypothetical. NCBI's taxonomy places the organism in Eukaryota, Haptophyta, Isochrysidales, Noelaerhabdaceae. Bases 1 to 1224 code for a protein of 407 amino acids. The transcript is spliced from 4 exons. The record is from RefSeq and is a predicted model, not a curated record.
AUGGACUCCUCCUCCGCCCUACGCCUCUCGCUCCUCGCGUCGUCCAUCCUGAGAUUCGCCGCGCCGUAUCAGCUCCGGGCCGCGCCCGCCUGCGUGCCUGCUGCACGCGCCUCUCCCGCGCUCGGCUUCUUCGACGACCUCAAGAAGGGGUUUGAGGCGGCCGGCGCGAGCAACGCGCCGCCAGCGGAGGAGCCGGAGGGACAGGCGGGCGCUCCGCCGGCGGCUCCCGUGCCGACCUUUCUCGGGGCGCUCAAGAGCGGCCUCGCCGGCCUCGUCAAGGAGCAGACGGAAGAGGAGCGGCUCGCCGAGCGCAUUCGGUCGGGCGAGGGCGUCGUGUGGUCGUGCGACUACUCGCGCGCGUGGCGCGCCGUCAAGGGCAUGCCACAGGACGAGCUCUCCCUCGUGGAGAGCGUCGAGCUCGCCCGCGAGCUCUCGGCCCCGAUUCCGAACGAGGUUGAGGAGGUUUUGGCGGCGAGAGGCGGCGGCUCCCGCUCCUCGCGCGCCGGAGGCUCUCCUCCGCGUAUGGCCCUGCGGUGGCGCGACGAGGAGGAGGCCGUCCCCGCCGCCUUCAGCCGCCGCGCUGCGCUCUUCCUCGCGGCUGGCUCGGCGGCAGGGGCGACGCGGCCGCCGCUCGCGGCGGCGGAAGACGCCGCACCCUCCGAGCGACGCGCGCUCCUCGAGGCGAUUGCAGCUGGCGCCGCUCCCCCUCUCUCCCUCGGCGGGCGCGCCGCGCGCUCGGACGCGCUCGGCGGGACGUGGCGGCUGCUGUGGAGCUACAAGGCCGACAAGUUCUCGCCGCUGCUCGGGCUGCCGCGGCCGGUGCGGCCUGCGUCGCUGCAGCUCUUGGGACCGGCGGCGACGGGCACGGUCGGCGAGGGACGCGUCGCGAACCUGCUGCUCUUCCCGUUUGGCGUGCGGCUGCUGCUCUCCUCGGGAGUGCUGCCCGCCGCCGACGGCCCACCCUCGACCCUCGAGAUCAUGCCGCCCUUCCGGCUCGAGCUCGACGCGGCGGGCCGGCGGCGGCUGCUCGUCGAGGCGGGCUCGGACGCCGACUUUCGCGCGCUCAACGCGCGCGACGCGGAGGCGCAGGCCGCGCCGCGCAACCGCUACGCACAGAGCUAUCUGGAGACGAGCGGGCGGGCGGGCGACCUGCGAGUGUCCACCGUCGUCUCGGGCGACCCCGUCAUCGUCGGUUCCGUCUUUGUCCACGAGCGCGUGAUCUGA